UCAAUGAGCUGAACUAGCAAGUGAGUGAGGUGAUUGUUUCACGUGGUUGUUAUUAUUAUAAUUUAAUUAAAUAAUUUAUAAAUAGGAAAAAUAAUUAUUUAAACUUGAGUACAAGCAAUAUUAAUGUUUUUAAAUUUCGCGCAUAUAAAAUACUCCGAUAUUCUUUUGCGCCGGCUUCAUAAUCUUGCUCAACCAGUUGUCUAUAUGCAUGUCAGGUUAGCAAAGUGUGGAUAGUCUUGAUCAAAAGUUUGCCGGAUUCUUAUUUUCAUUCAUCAUCUUUUUUUGCUACAACGGCCACAAUGGCAGCGGUUGAAACAGUAGGUCUUGGUCAUUCUCAAUUUUCCAAAAUGUCAUCUAAGCAGCUUAGACAAAAAGCUCAAGAGUUUCUUGCUUCAAGAAAACAUGCUAAUAAUCUAAUCGACAUAAUAGGUCAAUGGGAUGAUUCUAGCACACUUUGUAUCCUUACUUUGGAGACAAUUUUUUUAGAAGUAUUAAAAAGACGUGAUAUGUAUUUAGAAAGAACAAUCGCCCUAACAAUUUCUGAACCAAGCCCAGAACUUAGAUACAUCAAUUGGUUACGAAACUGUUAUGAAGAAAUUUGGGAAAAGAUUUUGUGUUGCUUUGAAAGUGAUAAAACUGCUACACAACUACAAGCUCUGACUACAGCAUUGAAAUUAAUGGCUGAAGAAGGGAAAUUUCCUAUUGAACCAACGGAAAAGCAUACUUAUUAUUUUCCACUUCAUCGACUAAAACCAAUUCUUAUGAAACUUCUUUCUCCUGAUAGAGAUAAUUCCUCUCUGAUAGCAAGAUUUGAAGAAAUUACUGGAUACAAAGAUGCAUUAUAUUAUACGUGGAAGAGCCUACCUUCUUUAACACCAAAGAGACAACCUCAAGAAUUAUUUAUAAAAAAUUUGCUAGAACUUAUUCAUAAAUUAUCAUUUCCUAAAGAUGAUGAACUAGCAUCAACAAAUGAUCAGGAAUUACUUUGUGUUAAUCAAGAUGAUUCAUUGACAAAUUUUACAUGGGAUCAAUCAUCAACUAGAAGAGCAUUGAAUAAAGUUUGGGCAUGUAUUAUGCACUGGGAAUUAACGCCCCAUUUGCACAAGCAACUUUUGAUAGUCCUUUUGGAAAGAGUUAUGCCUUAUUUAGAAAAACCAGUAUUAUUAACAGAUUUCUUAAUGGAUUCGUUGGAUAUAGAUGGCCCUAUUGGGCUUCUUGCUCUUCAAGGAGUUUUUGUACUUGUGACUAAACAUAAUCUUGAGUAUCCUAAUAUUUUUACCAAACUCUAUUCAAUGUUUGAACCAGAAAUUUUUCAUACGAAGUACAAAGCACGACUCUUCUAUUUGUCGGAUUUAUUUUUAAGUUCAACACAUUUACCAGAAGCUCUAGUAGCAGCAUUUGCAAAACGAUUGGCUCGUUUGACUCUUGUUGCACCACCGGAAGAUAUUCUAAUAAUUUUGCUUUUUAUUGGCAAUCUUCUACUUCGACAUCCAGGAUUAAAACGUCUUAUUGAUCAUCCCCAAGGCGGUGAUAUAACUGAACAUCCAGGCGUCGGUGAUCCUUUUCUUAUGGAAGAACGUGAUCCUCUUCAAAGCAAUGCUCUUCUCAGUAGUCUUUGGGAAAUUCGAGCACUCCAAAAUCAUAUUCUACCAAACGUUGCAACAGCUGCAAGAUUUAUUCGUGAGCCACUUCCUUCAGUGGAAUAUGAUAUGUCAGCUGCUUUGGAGAAAACUGGUGAACGAAUUUUCGAUAAAGAAAUUAAAAACAAAGUAAAAGAAAUUAUGCUUACAUUUCAAAGGCCCAAUUCAAUGGCUUUAAUAAAAGAUGAAAGAUUAUUUCAUUACUGGCAGUUAAAUAAUACACAUUGAUUGAAAGUUUUGUACGAAGAGGUACGAAGUUUCUAAAAUUAGUCAUUUUAAUGCAUACUCAUUGGAUCGUUUUGUAAACGCAUAAUCGGUAGAAUGCGUUCUCGAUUAAAUUUUUUAAUUGUUGUCCAUAGAAAUACAUUUUCUAUCCGAAGAGUAUUCGUUACAAUGUUAAGAUUGAGAAUUUCAUGUUAGAUAAUUCACCAAGUGUAAAAUUUAACUUAGAAAAAGUGUAUUGUAUCCGAUCUUUUGUCACAGAAUAUUAGGAGAAUUUUUUGAUUUUUUUUUUUAAUUAUUUUCAAUAAAUAGUAAUUGUGAGUAAUUCAAAUGAUUUCUCGGAUAAUAUAAGUGUAAUAAUAAGUAAUUAAGAUUUUGAGAUAGCUUUUUGAAAUUAUUAUUUGCAUAAAUAAUAGUAC
This is a messenger RNA of Chelonus insularis, 2281 nucleotides long. RefSeq names its product nucleolar complex protein 4 homolog B. The record is from RefSeq and is a predicted model, not a curated record. The transcript has 4 exons. The coding region runs from base 300 to 1868 and encodes 522 amino acids. Gene Ontology annotation, cellular component: small-subunit processome; nucleolus; Noc4p-Nop14p complex. NCBI's taxonomy places the organism in Eukaryota, Metazoa, Arthropoda, Insecta, Hymenoptera, Braconidae. Gene Ontology annotation, biological process: ribosome biogenesis.